This is a messenger RNA of Bubalus bubalis (water buffalo), 695 nucleotides long. It is a transcript of the gene S100A3, whose product is annotated as S100 calcium binding protein A3. The transcript has 4 exons. The record is from RefSeq and is a predicted model, not a curated record. Lineage: Eukaryota; Metazoa; Chordata; Mammalia; Artiodactyla; Bovidae. Gene Ontology annotation, cellular component: cytoplasm. The coding region runs from base 35 to 397 and encodes 120 amino acids. Gene Ontology annotation, molecular function: transition metal ion binding; calcium ion binding.
UGGGUUCCUCCACUUGAAACGCCAACAUCAGUGGAUGCUCAGCUUUGCCAAGGACCUGAGGCCGGGAGCCCAGAGCAAGGAUCUCCGUGCAGGCAAUAUGGCCAGUCUUCUGGAGCAGGCGUUGGCUACUCUCGUGUGCACCUUUCAGGAGUAUUCACAGUUCUCUGGAAACCCGCUCUGCCAGGCGAAGUUCAAGGAACUCCUGGAGAAGGAGCUGCCUACCUGGGCCCCGACGACGCUCCGGGAGUGUGACUACAAGCAGUUCAUCAGCGUCCUGGACACCAACAAGGAUUGCCAGGUGGAUUUUGUGGAGUACAUGCGCUUGCUCGCCUGCCUCUGUAUCUACUGCCAUGAGUACUUCAAGGACAGCCCCCUGAAGCCCUCCUGCGCCCAGUAACCGAGCCGCUCUGGCUCUGCCCCGAGGUCAUCCUGGGCACGGCAGCUCUCCCCUUCCCAGCCCCCGGGGCCCCUCCUUCUAGACUCUCCCAGGUUUGCCCCUGGUGUGUCAACCCAUGAGUCCAGGAAACACGAGGGGACCAUCCCCAGAACCACAGCUAGUGAUCUGAAGAGCAGCCAGCCGCUGCCUCCCCCCACCAGCCACAGCGGUGGUGGCUGUCAAGGCUCAGAAGAGCAUGUCUGGGAGACAGAUUGUGGCGGCAAAGGCCUCUUUUGUUUCUAAUAAAGAACUGGCAUCA